Molecule: messenger RNA, 721 nt
Organism: Paramuricea clavata
Lineage: Eukaryota; Metazoa; Cnidaria; Anthozoa; Malacalcyonacea; Plexauridae
Source: the annotation of a GenBank genome assembly
AUGGAUGAAAUUAAUUGGGCGCAAGAAGAUGCUUUCGAGGCAAAACGGUUGAAAGAUUUGAGUAUUUUACGCGGUUCCGAUGCUUUUUUAUUAUUUCAAGAAAGAUUGGGUAGUGAAUUAUCGUCUUGGAAAUAUUGGGAUGAAAUGAUUGAACCACUAAAAAAAAAACAACUUGAUAUUUCACAUUUUUUGUUUACGGCUGAACGUUUGGGAACAAGCGGGGAAGAUGCUAUUUUGGACGAUUUUAUAACCUAUUUGUAUAUUACAUACAAGUGUGGUGUGAGUGAAAAAAGUAUAAUAUAUGAAUUGUGUUUCCACAUUAUUCAGUUUAUCUUUGAAGUAAAGGAAAUUUGUGGAAAUUUUAGGAAAUUUGUGCUUAAAAGGAAUUUUGUUGUGUGUCGAAGGUAAACCAACCCAAUGCGCGAAGGUUUUGAAGGUUUUGUUCGAGGGCGAAAGUUGUCCCCUACUUUAUAAUGAAGAUGACGCUUGGUUUGAUGACGAGGACGAAGAAUUUUGUUUUACUGAAGACAAUAAGUGGUUUGAAGAUGCGUGGGUGCAGGGUCUAGAGGAGAAAGAAAAAAUGCGGUCGGGCUAUAGAAAAGCGGCCGAGCAAGCUAUGGAACAAGCUAUGGAAGCCUUGGAAGAGGCGCAAAAACAGUUUGAUGCAGCGCAAUUCGAUUUUGACAGUCAAGAUAAAACUGUAGAAAAUGUUUCGCUUUAA